AAAAUAAAUCGUUUGUAGUCUAUGCUCUAUGGUUCUGUGCAUUUGUAAACAAAGCUGAAUUUUUUAUCAUUUAGUUUAUAAAAUAACACAGAAAUACUUAUUAAAUAAUAAAGAAUUUGUAAUUAAAAUGGGUGACGAAGACGUUAUCCGCCGAAGACUUCUUAUUGAUGGAGACGGCACGGGAGACGACAGAAGAUUGAAUGUCCUUCUCAAAACACUCAUAAAAUGGUGUAAUACCGACGAUAAACCCGAAGAAAGUAAAACAACUCAUGACCGUAUGUUAGCACAGCUUGCGCAGUGCGAGUUUGCAGUCACAAAAUCUCAACUAGCCUCUGAAAUGAUGGCUGCCGAAUUAAAAAGCUACGAAGCAUUAUCCCACAUACUGGAAACCGGCAUAGAGGCUGCUAAAGGUAACAUCGAGAAGAGCAAGGCUGAUCUGGCACAAGCAAAGGUGGUCCGUAAGAACAGAAUUGAGUAUGAUGUGCUCGCAAAGGUAAUCAGUGAACAGCCAGACAGAAAACAGACAAACGAAAAGCUUAGUACUUUGAAAACGGAACUGGCUAGUCUAGAAACUUCUAAGCAGCAGUUGGAAAGCCGUUUGUCAUUACGAAAGAAACAGUUCCAUGUUUUGGUAACGUCCAUACAUCAAUUGCAAGCGUUGUUGGAUGAGCCUGAAGAUGUUGACUCUGUGUCUGAUGAUGUUGAAAUGAAGGAAGUGGUGAAUGAAGUAUAAAUAAGUCUUAUGUAAGUUGGUAAUUUUUAAUAAAAUCUUGUAAUAUUUG
Plutella xylostella (diamondback moth) is the source of this 782-nucleotide messenger RNA. RefSeq names its product THO complex subunit 7 (gene thoc7). Gene Ontology annotation, biological process: mRNA processing; mRNA export from nucleus. The record is from RefSeq and is a predicted model, not a curated record. Lineage: Eukaryota; Metazoa; Arthropoda; Insecta; Lepidoptera; Plutellidae. Gene Ontology annotation, cellular component: THO complex part of transcription export complex.